AUCUAUGUAAAAAGUUGAUAAAUUGAGGGAAAUGGUUGAGACCUCCCUCCAGCUCCAACCGGGUGAUCAUAUCUUUGCUAUAAGAAGAUUUAAGGGUUACUCCCACCAUGGAAUAUAUGUGGGAGAGCUACAUGGAAUCAAAUAUGUGAUUCAUUUCACCACCUCUACAGGAAUUAAAAGCUCUAAAAAUCCAGCUUGCCAAGUAUGUGGCUAUGACACAAAUAUACACUAUGGAGUGGUAAAAACCUGCCUUGAUUGCUUCCUUUCAGGUGACUCAUUGCAGGUGAAGGAUUAUAAUGGAAAUUCAAAACCAUCUUAUGAAGUUGUGCAAACUGCCUACAGGUUACUGCAAGAUGGGUUUGGCGAAUAUGAGCUUAUUAUGAAAAAUUGUGAGCAUUUUGCCACUUUUUGUAAAACAGGAAAGACACAAAGUGCACAGGUUGACAAAGCUAUAGAUAUAGCUUUUGAACGCUUGGUUCUGCCUGCGGCACCAAUAGUUGAAUCUGUAUUUGUGCUAUCAAAAUUGCUAAGAUCCCAAUUUGGGAUAAAAACCCUAAUUAGGCGUUGAAAUUUAUGUAUACACAAAAAUGAAUGCGAGUUGCUCUUGUUGAUGUUAUAUAAUUGCACACGUCAUCUUUGUGAUUCUUUUGGGCCGGACUGUAUUCAAAUCAACAAACCUAAUUAAAAUUGGGCUAUUAUUAGGGCCUUGAUAGGAGGGUGUUUUAGUAAUUAUAAACUGUGUCCCUUUUCACUAUAAAACUAGCUCGGAAAGCCAAACCCUAUUAUCUCGACAGCAGCUGCGUCGCUUCGGAAAAUAAGGUCUGCUAUUCUGUUUCAUCUGCAAUGACUUUUCUUUUAUUAUUCCUAUCUUUUAAUUUAUGUAAAGAAAGAGAAGAUGCAAUGACGAUUAGAUUAUAAUCUCGUUAAUCUGAUAAUCAGUAUGAGGACAAAUCCUCUAUUCCAUUCUUAAACAGUCUGAGCAUUCUUCUCUUACUCCUUUUUCGAUUUUCAGCGUUUCUCUUUAUUCUGUUUUUUGAAAAGUUUUGGUGAAUUAGUUUGAAUUUGAAAUUUCUGUUAGAAAUGAGAUUUUUCCUGCGGAUUUUCCAGUC
Jatropha curcas is the source of this 1109-nucleotide messenger RNA. NCBI's taxonomy places the organism in Eukaryota, Viridiplantae, Streptophyta, Magnoliopsida, Malpighiales, Euphorbiaceae. The record is from RefSeq and is a predicted model, not a curated record.